CAUCUAUCAGCUAUAAAAAUCGCUUCAUGAUCGACAUGUUGGUCACCUGUUUUAAAUAAGCAAUAAACCGUUGUUAAUUUAAAUAGUUGAUUUUAUAUGUAACACAAUAUAAAUUUUAAUAAAAUAAUAUUUUUAAUUUUAACAAAAUGAUUACUCGUCAAAAGUUGCAAAACUCUCCACAACUGGUGGAUAUUAAUAAACAAACGUAUGAAGAACAGAAAUUAGAUAUUUCAGCAUUACCAUCAAUAGUAUUUAAAGGAAAAAUAGACUUUUCUAAUGACUUUUACGAUUGUGCCAAAAUUUGUGACAACAUUAUAGAAGAGAUUGAAAAACUUGAAGACAACAUUGUACCGAUAGGCUUUGACUUAGAAUGGCCAUUUGAUUAUAAAACAGGAGCCAAAAAGACAGCAUUAGCACAAAUUUGUUUAAACGAAUCUGUUUGCCAUUUGUUACAUUUAUAUAAUUUAUCAAAGUUACCAGCAGCUUUCGUGCAACUUUUAAGUCAUCCAAAAGUAAGGCUUGUUGGUGUUAAAGUUAAAAAUGAUGUGCGGAAACUUGGAAGAGAUUUUUCUGAAUUUCCAGCUGAAAAAGUAGUAAUAGAAAAUUGCAUUGAAUGUGGUCCACUUGCAAAUAAGAUUUUAAAUCGUUCCUGUCAUUGGAGUUUAAAAAACUUGACUGCUUAUAUGUUAAAGAAGAAAAUUGAUAAGAAUCCUGAAGUAAGAAACAGCAAAUGGCAUAUUCAACCUUUAAGUAAAGCACAAAAAAUAUAUGCAGCUACAGAUGCGUAUGUAUCAUUACUUAAUUAUUUAGCAAUUAAAGAAAGGUCUUCUGAAAAAGAGGAGGAGUCUUCUGAAAAAAAGGAGACUUGUAAAAAAGAAGAAGAUUAGUUGCAUAUUCAUUAAUGAAGAAAAUGAGAAUAUCUGU
This is a messenger RNA of Polistes dominula (European paper wasp), 924 nucleotides long. It is a transcript of the gene WRNexo, whose product is annotated as WRN RecQ like helicase. Gene Ontology annotation, molecular function: nucleic acid binding; 3'-5' exonuclease activity. The record is from RefSeq and is a predicted model, not a curated record. Gene Ontology annotation, biological process: nucleobase-containing compound metabolic process. NCBI's taxonomy places the organism in Eukaryota, Metazoa, Arthropoda, Insecta, Hymenoptera, Vespidae.